Gallus gallus (chicken) is the source of this 1061-nucleotide messenger RNA. RefSeq names its product DnaJ heat shock protein family (Hsp40) member C5 gamma (gene DNAJC5G). The record is from RefSeq and is a predicted model, not a curated record. The transcript is spliced from 4 exons. NCBI's taxonomy places the organism in Eukaryota, Metazoa, Chordata, Aves, Galliformes, Phasianidae. Bases 116 to 670 code for a protein of 184 amino acids.
GGUCGGUCGGUCGGUCGGACGGACGGACGGACGGAAGCGGCGGCGGUUCCGCGCUCCCUGCCGGCCCGGCCGGGCUCUGCCCCGCGCCCGCUGCCACCCGGCGGUUGCCGCGGCCAUGGCGGAGCCGGGCAGGCCGCAGCGGAAGCUGUCGAGGGUCGGAGAGAGCCUUUACCGCGUCCUGGGGCUGGAGAAGGGCAGCUCGCCCGAGGAGAUCAAACGGGCGUACCGGAAGCUGGCGCUGCGCUACCACCCCGAUAAGAACCCCGACGAUCCGGCGGCGGCCGAACGCUUCAAGGAGAUCAACAGCGCUCACGCCACGCUCAGCGACGCCGACCGGAGGCGGCUGUACGAUCAGUACGGGUCUCUGGGCCUCUACGUGGCCGAGCAGUUCGGAGACGAUGCCGUCCGGCAUUACUUCCUCAUGUCCCAAUGGUGGUUCCAGGCCCUGGCGCUGUGCUGCGGCGUGCUGACCUGCUGCUGCUGUUUCUGCUGCUGCUUCUUCUGCUGCGGGAAGUGCUGCCCGCCCCGCGAGGACGAGUCCUAUAAGUACGUCGACCCCAAGGACCUGGAGGCGGACGAUGGGGGAGACCCGCAGGUCCCGGUGGAAGCGCAGCCCCCCCCAAGCAGCGCUCAGCCCCUGCCUGCUGCCGAAGCCAGGAGCGAGGCGUAGGGCCGCCUAUGUGCCGGGUUGGGGGGGGAGGGGGGGGUGGUAGAACCUCCUCCCUGACCACUGCUACUCCCCGGGCCCCCCUCUGGGGAGGGGCCACAAUCUCAGGUGAAACCGUCCUGCAGCGCUGUGACCGAGACCGGUAGCACUGUAACCCCGGGGCCGGACCCCCCUGACGGGCGCUGUGUGCCAUACGCUGCUGUGGGGCUGACCGGGGUGUGGGGGGGGGGGGGGAGGGGAGGGAGGGAGGGAUGGAGGAGGGGCUGCCCGCCGCGCCCCUCUCUGCCCCACCGCGGGACCGCACCGCGCUCGCUUAUGGGGCUGGGACCCUUCAGGCACUUUCCGUGGGUUUGUAUAGAUUUUACGGGCACCAUUAAAGGCUGAUGGGGGGGGA